Pantherophis guttatus is the source of this 2010-nucleotide messenger RNA. RefSeq names its product tropomyosin 1 (gene TPM1). Lineage: Eukaryota; Metazoa; Chordata; Lepidosauria; Squamata; Colubridae. The record is from RefSeq and is a predicted model, not a curated record.
GCCGCGGAGCCGCUCGCACUCCGGCCACUUCGACCGUCCCAGCGCAGCUCCGCCGCCGCCGCCUCCUCUUCCUCCUCCUCGACGGACUUUUGGCAACUGCCCCGCCGCCGCCGCCGCCAUGGACGCCAUCAAGAAGAAGAUGCAGAUGCUGAAGCUGGACAAGGAGAACGCGCUGGACCGCGCCGAGCAAGCCGAGGCCGACAAGAAGGCCGCCGAGGAGCGCAGCAAGCAGUUGGAGGAAGACAUUGUGCAGUUGGAAAAGCAACUGCGGGUCUCGGAGGAUGAGAGGGACCGCAUCCUGGAGGAGCUGCAUAGCGCCGAGGACAGCCUACUCACUGCGGACGAGAAGGCCACCAAGGCUGAGAGCGAUGUGGCUUCUCUGAACAGGCGCAUCCAGCUGGUGGAGGAGGAGCUGGAUCGUGCCCAGGAGCGCCUGACGACAGCCCUGCAGAAGCUGGAGGAGGCCGAGAAGGCGGCAGACGAGAGCGAGAGAGGCAUGAAGGUCAUUGAGAGCAGAGCCCUGAAGGAUGAGGAGAAGAUGGAGAUCCAAGAGAUCCAACUGAGAGAGGCCAAGAACAUCGCUGAGGACGCUGACCGGAAGUACGAGGAGGUGGCCCGGAAGCUGGUGAUCAUCGAGAGUGACCUGGAGCGUGCAGAAGAACGGGCUGAGCUCUCCGAAAGCCAAGUCCGACAGCUGGAAGAACAGCUAAGAACAAUGGACCAGACCUUGAAAGCGCUCAUGGCAGCCGAGGAAAAGUACUCUCAGAAGGAAGACAAAUACGAAGAGGAAAUCAAGGUCCUUACUGACAAACUGAAAGAGGCUGAGACCCGAGCUGAAUUUGCAGAGAGGUCAGUAACCAAGCUAGAGAAGAGUAUCGACGACUUGGAAGACCAGCUCUACCAACAGCUUGAGCAAAACCGGCGUCUCACUCAUGAGCUGAAGUUGGCCCUGAAUGAGGAUUAAGCUUUCGUACUUCCUAACCCAUGUGUCUUGACUCACCUGCCGUUGAAUGAUGCGAGAGACCUGUGUCCGCUGCUGGUUGGGGCUGAAGCUGGGUGGGCCUAGGAGGUUUUAAGAUUCUGUCUUGGCAUGUCCUUUUCAACCUUAAGAUGGGCUGCACUCUUGAUCAUAGUUUGAUAAAAUGAGACCAAGGAGUCUCCUCCUUGGAAGGGGUAGUUUUACUAGCAGUUCUGGGCUUGGGGGUGGGGGGAAUGCUGAAAUCGGAAUCUUGGUGAAGUUUGCUUCCUGUUGGGCUCAGGGAUGAGAUCUGAACUCUCAGUUUUCUAGCCCAAGUCAAAACAACUUUGUGCAUGGGCAGCGGAAAAGGGUCUUUGGUCGAUCACCUCUGCCAGUUUUGUGGUACAUUUGCAUCGUUGUGAAGCUGCUGUUGCUGUGUUGAUUGUAUGUGGAUCUCGAGCUUUUGUGCUUUUGUCUCCCAUCACAGACGUGAAUUUAAUGCCUUUCCUACACAAUAUGCAUGUGACUUUACACUAACAGCUAUUGCAAAAGCUGCUUUACUUUUCCCUAGCAGCAGAACAAUACCUGAAACUUCCCUAGCAGACAGAUAGCUGCCUCUUUCCUUCACCCUCCACGUUGUCAUGUUCUACCAUUUCUGCAGUCCUGGUGGAGUAAAAUUGCAAAAUACUCUUGUCAGCAUUUUUAGAACAUGGAUUUUUCUUUUCUUUCUUCUGCAACCUAACUUUGUCCCCACCUUUUUAAAUUUGUGAUAGAAAAAGGGCAGACUUACUUUCUUUCUUUUUAGAAGACGGGUUGAGUCAGCCAGUUGCCGCAGCAAUAACUGACAAAUCACCAACUCCGUUAGGUGUUUAAGGUGCUCAGGUUUUGCCUUAAAUAUGCCAAAACAAGUUUGUCACUUGACUUGGCCAGAUCAGUUUGGGGUGCUUUAUCCCUUUUUUUAUUUCAAAUACUUUGACUGCCAUAGUGAAGCUAUGCAUAGGUGUUUCACCGCAAUGUUUGCCUUCCUGCCAUUAAAGGAUGCCUCCAAAUGA